Messenger RNA from Chaetomium fimeti, 466 nucleotides. RefSeq names its product ribosomal protein S30. Gene Ontology annotation, molecular function: structural constituent of ribosome. The record is from RefSeq and is a predicted model, not a curated record. The coding region runs from base 224 to 415 and encodes 63 amino acids. Gene Ontology annotation, biological process: translation. Lineage: Eukaryota; Fungi; Ascomycota; Sordariomycetes; Sordariales; Chaetomiaceae. The transcript is spliced from 4 exons. Gene Ontology annotation, cellular component: cytosolic small ribosomal subunit; ribosome.
UGUCGAGUCAUCGGUGAGGGUACAGUGCCAAUAUCCGACUUACGGUGUAAUUACUGUGUAAGGCGAAGGCGCAAGACACGGAUUACAAAACCGACCAACAAGGCCCACCUCUCGCGCUUCCACCAGCAAUCGACAAUCAACGCUCUCGAACCUCAACGCUACAUCGCUUCUAUCGCGCAACAAACCCCGACCCGUUCGCAAACUACGAAACCGCAUACUCAAAAUGGGCAAAGUUCACGGUUCCCUUGCCCGUGCCGGCAAGGUCAAGUCGCAGACCCCCAAGGUCGAGACCCAGGAGAAGUCCAAGACGCCCAAGGGCCGCGCCCACAAGCGCGAGAUCUACACUCGCCGCUUCGUCAACGUGGCUGUUACCGUCGGUGGGAAGCGCAAGAUGAACGCGAACCCGACUGCUUAGAUGAGGAGAGGAGAUGGGGAUGAAGGGGAUAGGGGGGUGGUUAUGAGGUUG